Molecule: messenger RNA, 1017 nt
Organism: Melampsora larici-populina 98AG31
Lineage: Eukaryota; Fungi; Basidiomycota; Pucciniomycetes; Pucciniales; Melampsoraceae
Exons: 2
Coding region: 1-1017 (338 amino acids)
Source: RefSeq, a predicted model, not a curated record
AUGCGUCUUGCUUUCGUUGCCGCAGGUGCUGUCGUCAUUGGUGCCACCGUAUCUGAAGCACGAUCUAUUCCUCCAAGUCCUCGUUCACCAUCCAAGGUCAUGAAGCGUCAAGCGUAUCAGAAUUCUAACUCAGCUGGUUCUGGGAUGCCUGCAAACCAGGCUCACGAUGGCGCACCCAACGGUAGCGACGGUCAAAUGAUGGGAGAAAACAAUCAAAUGAUGGGAGAGAACGGUCAAAUGAUGGGAGAUGGAAGUUCCUCUACUUACCAGGCCCCUGCGCAACGCGACGCUCAACUUCCUGCAGCUCUUGGUGACAUCGCCUCACAGGGACCCCUCGCCGAGUAUGCCUCCGAAUUACAAGAUCUCGGUCAACGCCUUCAAGCUCUUGCAACACCCGGCGCCAAUGGGAGCCCGGGACUUGCCAAUAGCGUUUUCAAUGGUCUCGCCUCUACCGGUCCAGCUGGUCAAGAUAUCGGUAGUACCUUGAGCAAAUUAGGUAGUCAGCGGAACGUCUUUGGUUCCGGAGGCAUUGUUCCUGGUGCACUUACAACCCUUGGUUCUUACAACAACGGCCCCAUGAUUGGUGCUGUCCAUACUAGCGGUGAAACCGGCCCCCCUGUGACGGGCAACCAAGGCUCGAACGCCAAUCCAGCUCUUCUUUAUGCUCCAGCCGCUAUCCCUCAACCAAUUCGAAAUCUCCUUCCACCCAUCCACAACCCAUUAGGUCCAGGUGAUGUCAACGUUACUACUGUACCAGCCAAAGAGAAAGGUGGAUCUAGCCGUGGAUUUCAAACUGGUUUUGGGGGUGAUAGCUCGAUGAUCACGGCUGGUGCUCACGCUCCGAAUGGCACAAUCAUUCCAACUGCAAAUGUUGGCGGAUCUGAUGCUCUUGGAGGUUCAAUUUCUGCUAACGAAGGGCCUAAGGGCAUCAAUAUCAAUUCGCUCGGUGCAAAUGAUACCAGUCACACCACAUUGAACCCUAUGGCCGAUGCUGCUUCUUACACUGCCAAUCAAUGA